CGCGAGUUCAAAGGUCAUAGCAGACGGAAGUGGAUAAAAAUAUUCCAACUAUAACCCUAAGACUGUGUUGUACAGCAGUGGUUGUGUUGCAGGGUAUGAUACAGGUGUUUUGCAGGGGUGUGUGAUGUCCCAGCGUUUCUUCAGUAAGGUGCUGGGUUUUAUUGGCUAUGCUGUUCAGUACGGCUGCAUUGCUCACUGCACGUUCGAGUACGUUGGAGAGUUUGUCGUGUGUUCAGGACCAUCAAUGGAGCCAACCAUCGCCAAUCACGACGUUGUUUUUUCAGAGCGCCUCAGCAGACGCUUGUACCGCAUAGAGAAAGGGGACAUUGUGAUUGCUAAGAGCCCAUUUGACCCAAACAUGAACAUCUGUAAACGAGUUAUUGGACUGGAAGGAGAUAAAGUGUGCACCAGUGGACCACUGGAUACAUUUAAGACACACACUUUUGUCCCAAGAGGUCAUGUGUGGCUGGAAGGUGAUAAUUUGAAGAACUCUACAGACUCCCGAUGUUACGGCCCCGUUCCCUACGGACUCAUACAAGGGCGAGUGUGUUUAAAGCUGUGGCCUCCACACAAUGCCGGCGUGCUACAUGAGAGUCCUAACACCGGACGCAUUUUGCGCACUGAAUAAUGGCAACCACGAUGAACUCUCCUUCACACACUUUUCAAAUAAAACCAGUAUUCAGGAAUGCAAGUUUUCAUUUUAUUGCCCAUAAUAAAUGCUGACAUGAUCCAUAAAACCCA
Molecule: messenger RNA, 741 nt
Organism: Ictalurus furcatus (blue catfish)
Lineage: Eukaryota; Metazoa; Chordata; Actinopteri; Siluriformes; Ictaluridae
Gene: immp1l
Product: inner mitochondrial membrane peptidase subunit 1
Exons: 6
Coding region: 125-628 (167 amino acids)
Cellular component (GO): mitochondrial inner membrane peptidase complex; membrane
Molecular function (GO): serine-type endopeptidase activity
Source: RefSeq, a predicted model, not a curated record